AUGCAGAUCAAGCGCUUCCAGCUCUUCCGGGAGGAUGUCCGUGACCUCGUGGAGCUGACGGUGGGCAAGAUGGAGAUGUACCACGUUGUGGGGGCGCUUGUGCUGGAAUGCACAGUCAUCUACUACACGGAGGGCCGCAUCCGGACCUCGUCACCGCCAUUUCUGCUGGGCCUCUACUGGCUCUCGGCAGCAGGCACCUUCAUCUACGUGCUGCUGUGCGUGUGGUUCAGCAUGUACGCGUCCAUCUCCUCUCACAGUUUCGGGGUCCGGCUGCUCACGCGCUUCGUGCGUCUACCCAUCCCGGGAAGCCAGCAGAUCAAUGCGCUGAAUGCCCGACUUACCGACUUCGAGCGGCAGGGCAAGAAGAUCAUGCGCAUCCCCUUCUCCCGGGACGUGCCGCAGUGGCAGCAGCGAAGGGACCUCAAGGACCAGCCGGACCCACGGCUGGGGAAGGGUGAGGGAGACGAGAACUUUUUGACCGCUGUCGUCAAGCCCGGGGCAAUGAAGCAGCAGGACCUGCUGGAGGAGGGCGUGCAGGCUUACCAGGACGAUGAAGUCGGGCUCCAGCAGGCUGCACAGAACCUGCCUGGAAAGCAUGUCCGACUCUUCCGGGAGCUACAGGCGAAGUGGCAGUGCUAUGACGCCUACGCACGCGUGUCCAUGUCCCUUGGUGUGAAUCACAUCUGCAUGACGAUGUCGUACUAUGUGAUCGGCCUUACGGUCCUGGAAUACCGCUCGCCAUCGAUCAUGUUCGCCUUGGUGCUGGUCUUCCAGGCCACGAAUCUCGCUCUAGCCUGGCUGGACGUGGCUGGCCUCAAGAGAAAGACCAUCUCGUCUCUGGAGCUCCUGGGAUCCGUGCCCCCCUUCAUCACCUGCAUCUCCAUGGUGAGCGCGCCAUACCUCGAGGGAGGGCGCGGUCAGUUCGAUCCAAACCACGAGUUCGUCCUUGGCUGCGUGGCCUUCUUCAUCACCGCGAUCUGGCUGGAGGGUCUACUCCACCUUGCUUGGCCGAGCGCGGACCUGGUGAUGCUCCCCAAGCGUUUCCGAUCCGUGCUCUUCCUGGACGUCUUCGGCGUGGCAGAUGACAUCAAGCAGGAGGCGCACCACUCGCAGCAAGAGGACGAGCGCUCCCCGAUCCACGAGAUCUCCAGGGAGGAAGCAGAAGCUGCGGACACCGCCGUGUCGGACGCGGAGGCGGCGGUGCGCCGGUGGGCGGAGCUGCCAGACGGCACAGUGGAGGAGAAGGACAUAAAGGAGACGUUGGAGUCUCUCCGAUCCAAGGUCUUGAUGUGGCGCAAGGCGGGUGUAAGUGCCAAAGACUCGAUCGCCGCUUCAUCCUCGCAGUUCCUGGUGCAGGUCUUGAAUGGCGAGGCGGCAAGGAGAGCCAGCGCACGAGGAGACACGGCGGAUUUAGAUGUGCGAGGUCCUGAGGUGUAG
This is a messenger RNA of Symbiodinium natans, 1437 nucleotides long. The record is from the annotation of a GenBank genome assembly. Lineage: Eukaryota; Dinophyceae; Suessiales; Symbiodiniaceae.